CAGCACAUUGAGGAACCCACAGCUCUAAUCAAUGGCGACCAAGCUAAGGUUGGAGGGUAAGGUGGCCAUUGUAACCGGAGGAGCCAGUGGGAUCGGAAAAGCGUCAGUGCAGUUAUUCGCGGAAAACGGAGCAUCAGUGGUCAUAGCAGACAUCCAAGACGAACUGGGUCACCAACUCGCAGCUUCGUUGGCCCCACAUCAAGUGAGCUACCAUCACUGUGAUGUGAGCGACGAGAAACAGGUGGAGCAAACUAUAGCUUUCGCCGUCGACAAAUACGGCCGCCUCGACGUCAUGUUUAGCAACGCCGGCGUCGUAGGCUCCAUGGAAGACAUACUGAACCUAGACCUCAAGGCAUUUGACAAAACCAUGGCCAUCAACGUCCGCGGCGUGGCUGCCACCAUCAAGCACGCGGCUCGAGCCAUGGUGGCUCAUAACAUCCGUGGCUCCAUCAUCUGCACGGCCAGCGUGGCUGGUUGUGUGGCCGGAUGCGCUCCCCAUGAUUACACCGCAUCGAAGCAUGCUCUUGUGGGCCUCGUCCGCUCUGCUUGCUGCGAGCUCGGAGCUCAUGGGAUCAGAGUGAACUGCGUGGCGCCAUAUGCUAUCGCCACCCCUCUCGUAUGUGGAGCGCUUGAAAAGGGGGUAGACGAAACUGAAGCCCUUGCCGAUUCUCUCGCUAACAUGAAGGGUAUUUCAUUGAAGGCUUCCCAUGUUGCUGAAGCUGCCCUCUUUCUUGCUUCUGAUGAAUCUGUGUAUAUCAGUGGACAUAAUCUGGUCAUCGACGGAGGCUUCACUGUCAUUAGUCGCUUCCCUUAA
This is a messenger RNA of Neltuma alba, 814 nucleotides long. RefSeq names its product short-chain dehydrogenase reductase 3b-like. The coding region runs from base 32 to 814 and encodes 260 amino acids. The transcript is spliced from 2 exons. NCBI's taxonomy places the organism in Eukaryota, Viridiplantae, Streptophyta, Magnoliopsida, Fabales, Fabaceae. The record is from RefSeq and is a predicted model, not a curated record.